UAGUGUGUGCAUCAUAAAAUCGUUUUAGUGAACACGUUGUUCAUAGGCAAUGCGUCUAUGAGUAUCAAACGAGAGAAACAAGCAUGAGACGAACAGUUUUUCUUUCUACAUUUUGUUUUUAUAUUUUAGCAACAUAUUCUAAUGCCGAAGAUAUUUUAGGUUGUGGUGGAUUUUUGAAAAGUUAUGCCGAUAUCGAUUUUGCCAAAGUACAAAUAACGUUGUAUACGAAAGGUGGAAGCCUCAAAGAUUUUACAGAAUGUGCUCCCAACAAUGGAUAUUAUUUUCUUCCCUUAUAUGAUAAAGGGGAAUACGUUUUGAAGGUAGAUCCACCCAGAGGAUGGAGCUUUGAACCUACAGAAGUCUUAUUGAAUGUAGAUGGAAGAACAGAUGCCUGUAGUCAAGGCAAAGAUAUUAAUUUUACCUUCAAAGGCUUUGGUAUCACAGGCAGGGUUAUCAGUUUAGGAUCUGAUUCUGGACCAAAAGGUGUCACAGUAUCAUUGUAUAUGGAAAAUAAUGAGCAAGUUUCUGUUGAUACGACAAUUACCAUGGAAGGUGGUAUAUUUUAUUUCACCCCGAUACAACCUGGUCAAUAUAUACUCAUUGCAUCCCAUCCCACGUGGAUAUUGAAGACGGAUACAGUAAAAGUAACAGUACGGGAAGGCAACACAGAAGUCCCAGAUGGUAGUUUAGUAAUUUAUGGAUAUGAUGUGAGUGGACGAGUCACCAGCGAAGAAGAAGCAGUUAGCGGUGUAACAUUUGUAUUAUUUGGAAAUGGUACAGCUAGAAAUUGUGCAACGACACCUAUAAGUAAAGAUCUCGAAUAUAAAAAGCCACUUUGCCAUGUUGUGUCUGACAAAGGUGGUAAAUUCGUGUUUCCAAGUUUAUCACCCGGCGAAUAUAAACUCGUUCCGUAUUAUGCCGGUGCUCAAACUAAAUUUGAUGUGCAACCACCCGAAUUGUUAUUCAAAGUGAGCCACAGUAGCGUUGUAUUACAUCAAGGAUUUAAAGUAACUGGUUUUACGGUAAAUGGAAUUGUCCUCACCGCCAACAACGGAAAUCCUUUGCCAGGAGCAAAAGUUUUACUUUCUCAAAAACAAGUUGCUAUCACGGAUGAAAAUGGAAAAUAUGUAUUUGACAAUAUGAAAGCUGGUCAAUAUACUCUCAAAGCUGAAAGUGAAGACUUAUUGUUCAAUUACAAAUCAGUCAAGAUUUCUCCCAGCUCCCCGGAACUUCCUGUUUUAAUACCAACAGCAUAUAAAGUUUGCGGGAAAGUUACUCUAUCGGCAAAAGGAACUUUAAAUUAUCGAAAGGUUUUCAUUCAAAAUACAGCAGCUACGUUUACCAAAGAAAUUGAAACAGAUGCAAAGACAGGUGAAUUUUGCGUCUACCUUAGCCCUGACACGUAUCAAUUAAGCGUUAUUGUGACAGCGGAGGAAAGAGCUAAAGGAUUACAAUUUUAUCCGUUGCAACAGACGAUUGAUGUGUCGUCUCACCCGGUGCGCAACGUUAACUUUUUACAAUUAAAAGCUACGUUAACGGGAACGGUAAAAUGUUUACCAGAAACCGAUUGCAGUCAAGCUUCCGUAACUUUAAAGGUUCUUGACGGCAUUACAAUAAAAACUAUACAGACGAAAGUUAUUUUUGAUUAUGCAGCUGGCCAAUAUCAAUUCACGGAUGUGUUACCUGGACAUUACGAGGUACUAAUAGACAAUGACAUUUUUUGUUGGGCGAAUCCCAGUUAUAGAAUUUCUGUGACUUCAGAACGAUCUGUAUUACCGCCCUUUGAACAAACCGGGUUUUCCGUUACUUUUAUAUCAUCUCACGAUACUAUGGUCGAAUAUUCGAAGUCAGACGAAUCAAAUAAAUUAAUGUUAGUCUUGAAUAAAGGGAGCACGAAACAUUGCGUUUCCGAACCUGGAAUCUAUACAUUUAUACCGAAAAGUUGUCACAUUUACGAAAAAUCGUUUUAUACAUGGGAUACCAAUACUGUUGCUCCUGUUUUAUUACAUUCGACGGAGCACAGUCACAUGGGAAGCAUUAUAAGUAAUACCCCGUUAGAUGGAGCUAAAAUAAAGAUUGAGGAUGCAGAUGGUAUGGUUAAAAUCCUUGAUCCAGUGGAAUCGAGUCACCACGAAGAUUUUUACAAAUACCAAUUCGAAUUUAAAGCAAAGGCAGAUAACAUUUAUACUAUAACACCGUUAUCGGAUACUCUUCUCUUUACCCCAGCGUCGCUGAAAGUAUUAGGUGUGAACGAUUGUCAAGAGGACAUUGUUACAUUUGUUGGUAAUCUAGGAAAGAUAAUCGAGGGUGAAGUCGAUCCACCAUUGGAAGGAUUUACCGUACAUGUAUUUGGUACCGACAAAACCGUACCCCUGCACACGUCGCAUAAACAUAAAGAUGGAAAGUACAGGAUCGGUCCUUUAGACAGAAAAAUAGAAUACAGCGUUACUGCAGAAAUGGAGGGGUUCGUGUUCAUAGGACCCGAUUCUAGUGGUACGUUUACUGCUUACAAGUUGGCUACAAUUACUGUACAGGUGUUCGACCAAGCUGACAAUGUUCCCUUGCAGGGUGUCUUGCUGUCCUUUUCUGGUGGACAGAGUUAUCGAAAAAAUAGCAUUACCGGCGAGGACGGGAAAUUAGUCUUCGACUCUUUGUUCCCUGGCGAUUACUAUUUGAGACCAAUGAUGAAGGAAUAUCGUUUCGAUCCCCCAUCGAAAAUGAUCAAAGUCAAAGAAGGUGACAUUAGAACGGAAAAUCUAUUCGGGAAGAGGGUCGCGUUCAGCGCAUACGGUUCCGUGACAUCCCUAAACGGUGAACCCGAGGCUGGUUUGUUAGUCGAAGUUCAAGGACAAGGAGACUGCGAUAAUCUUCAAGAGGAAGCGACCACGGAGGACAACGGUGGUUUUCGAAUUCGAGGUUUGCAACCAACGUGUACUUAUGCAUUCCGUUUGAAACCAAACGCUGAAGUUAACACGCACAUUCAGCGCACCAGUCCCGUCUCGACAUCAGUACAAACUUCGACGGACAUUCGUGGUCUUCGAUUGGUCGCAUUUCAUCCAAUAUCGCGCACCGACGUUUCGGUACACGUUGUGUCCAUGCAACCGGAACAUUACCGUACGUUGAAGGUAAAAUUGUGUAAGAAAGAUACACCCGAUUCUCCCAUACAUACAUCGAAAUUAGAGGCUCAGCAACUUAAUAAGGUCGGAAGCUCUUAUAAUGCCGGCUUUCUUGUUCAUUUCCCUCCGUUGCAGGCUGAUGGUAAAAAAUACUUUGUACAAUUAGAAUCGUCCCUGUCCCCUACGCUACACAAAUAUAGAACUCAGCCCUUUUAUUUCGAAGCAAACUCGUCGUUCAAGUCCGUGAAAUUGUUAUUUAACGCGGAACGAAAAGUCGACCAAAGCGAUAUGAAUCAAACAUCCAUGGUUGCUUUACCUUUUAUUAUACUCAUUACUGUCGCGUUUUUCAACCGCGAAAAACUUUGGUUGUGGUUAAACGCUUUAAUCGAAAGAUGGUCAAAACCGGUGCCAAUUUCGAGAACUCCGGUACAAGCUGUUCCCAUCGAUCCGAGAGCGGAUGACAUUAUAGUCGAGCAAAUAAUGAACAUUAACAAAAGAAAAAAUAAGUCGCGUAAACUAUAAUUAUUUUCGAUCUUUAGAUCGUUACGAUACAAUCAGCAUCACAGCGACUAGUUCGCUUUGCAAAUGCGAUAACAUCCUCAGCCGGCCAAUAGAUCUCGUCGCGUUUUAUACUGUGUACAUAUGAACAGAGUGAUUCAGCGGAUACCAUUAUAAUCGAAAGCUUCACGCCGUAAAUGAAUGACUGUCGAUGCGAUAUAUUCAUAGAUGUGUUUCUAAUGAAUACGCCAUUUUCA
Eufriesea mexicana is the source of this 3871-nucleotide messenger RNA. Its product is annotated as nodal modulator 3. Bases 84 to 3638 code for a protein of 1184 amino acids. Gene Ontology annotation, cellular component: endoplasmic reticulum membrane. The record is from RefSeq and is a predicted model, not a curated record. The transcript has 14 exons. NCBI's taxonomy places the organism in Eukaryota, Metazoa, Arthropoda, Insecta, Hymenoptera, Apidae. Gene Ontology annotation, molecular function: carbohydrate binding.